AUGCAGAUUUCAUCCCUCAUUGGCGGGUUAUCCGCGAUUGGCGGACUGAGCCUGGCCCAGGCCACCGUCACCAGCCCGGUUAUUGAAGCCGACGAUUUUAGUAUCCCUGGCGCGUUGCAAGAUCUCGGUGUGGAUGUGUCGCAAAUUCCGGCAUUGAAGUCGUUCGCUGCCAUUGAGACACGGUCAACCGAUAAAGCCUGUGCAGCUGCUUGCGCAAGUUUGAGCUUCCUUUUUGGCUCUAAAGUCUCUGAUCAAGAGACUACUGGGUACAACAACUUCACUAGCUCGUUCUGGUCGGUGCAGCAAGAAGAGGUGCAGCCUCAUUGCGUUUUCCGUCCUACCAAGAACACGGAAGUCAGCACUGCAGUUUUGCUUUCCCGUUUGACUGGUUGCGAGUUUGCUGCUCGCAGUGGCGGUCAUGCUGCCUUUACCGGUGCCUCUAGCGCCCCUGGCGGGAUCAGUAUCUGGUUCAAGGAUAUGAGCGCCGUCACCCUUAACCCAGACAAGACGGUCGCAUCUAUUGAACCUGGAAACAAUUGGCUCACUACUUAUGCUGCCCUCGAGCCCUAUGGCUUGGCUGUUAUCGGAGGUCGUGCUUCUAGCAUUGGUGUUGGCGGUUUCGUUUUGGGUGGUGGAAUCUCCUACCACUCCAACCUGUACGGCUGGUCUUGCGACAAUGUUGAGAGCUUCGAGGUCGUUGCCGCUAGUGGUCUGAUUGUGACUGCGAGUGCAAAUUCCUACCCUGACCUAUACUGGGCUCUCCGCGGUGGUGGCAACAACUUUGGUCUUGUCACCAAGUACAAUAUGUACACAAUCCCCUCUCCAAAGAUGUAUGGCGGUGCUAGGACCUUCCUCGAGACCGAGUUUCCCCAGGUUAUCAACGCUUGGAUCAACGUGAUCAAUAAUGCCACCGUUGACGGCAAUGCCCAGCAAUAUGUCGCCUUUCUUCAGACCCAAGGAAUGAACCUUGCCUCCGCCGAACUGACCUACGUUAAGAACGACCCCAACCCUGAAAUCUUCAAGCAAUACAGAAAUAUUUCGGCCAUUUCCGACAACUCCAGUGCCAAGACCCUUGUCGAAUAUGUGAAGUACCUCGAGACCGAGAACCCAUACGGCCUUCGCGAGGUGUAUUGGCCCAUCAGCGCGGCUCUUGACGAGAAAUUCGCUAACUGGGUGGUGAAUCUCUUCUAUUCGAUGAUCCCCGAUGUUGCCAAUGUUGCCGGUGUUCAGCCCAACGAGUCUGAUGACAAAACUGUCUACGCGUUCGUCAACAAGUUCAUGGAGAAGGUCAUUGCUGAGGCUAAGAGUGUCGGCGUCUUCAAUGAAUAUGUCUAUAUGAACUAUGCCAGCAUAUUCCAGGAUGCUGUCGCUGGAUAUGGCGCUGCUAACAAGGCACAGCUGAAGAAGAUUGCAAAGAAGUACGACCCCAGGGAGGUUUACCAGACUCUCCAGCCUGGUUACUUCAAGCUUGAUGGUCCUCCCGUGACUCCCUCUUUCUAG
Penicillium mononematosum is the source of this 1500-nucleotide messenger RNA. RefSeq names its product FAD-binding oxidoreductase. Gene Ontology annotation, molecular function: FAD binding. The coding region runs from base 1 to 1500 and encodes 499 amino acids. The record is from RefSeq and is a predicted model, not a curated record. NCBI's taxonomy places the organism in Eukaryota, Fungi, Ascomycota, Eurotiomycetes, Eurotiales, Aspergillaceae. The transcript has 4 exons.